AUGCGCAACUUACACAUCUCCGCAUCCCUCGCGAGUGAGGAGAUGGAGACGAUUUUGCUUCCCCGGCUGGAGCAGCUGCGCGAGCAAUACCGCGAGCAAUGCCACGCCAUCCGAAAAGACCCCUCCUGGCAAACCCAACAAGAAGGCGAGGAGGUCGCCGUCUUUUUGAACAGUUUUAACGCGGAUAUCUCGUCAAGCGAGACGACGCUGCGGCGGGCGGUGGAUACCUGGAUUCGGCUUUUCCUCCCGCUUUUACGCACCGAGGACGAGUACGCGCAGCAGCUCGCGCGCGUCUGCCAUCACGAGUAUUUAAUCUUCCGUUUUAACUGCCACGUGGAGCGGUUUAACGCACAUGAGGCGCGGGAGCAAUGUCGAUGGGCACCGAUGUAUCGCAAAGGCCUCUCCAUCGCGUAUUUGCUCUGCAAAUACCUCGACGAGCACGGGAUGGAUGCGCUGCCGCAGCAUUGCGUGCCGUUGCUCGCGCCGGUGGCCGCGUUUGUCGGCUGCACGCGGGGCUAUCGCGAGCUUCUGAGUAAGUUAAAGCAGGUCCUCGCGGAUCUCGUCGAGCGCGCCAAACGCGUUCAGGUGCAUAUUCAGGAUCUCUCGCCGGAUAUCCUCGAAGAGGCCGCGAAGGCGGUCGCGGAAGGUCGAAGUAUCGCCUCCGAUAUCGUUUCCUGUCAGGCGACGGAGCAGGAUGUGAUCGGCUUCCCGCUCGCACGCGUGCAGGUGCCGACGGUAAAUCUGCAAAAUGCCCCAUCCUUAUGUGGGGAGGAUGGUUGA
This is a messenger RNA of Phytomonas sp. EM1, 780 nucleotides long. The record is from the annotation of a GenBank genome assembly. Lineage: Eukaryota; Euglenozoa; Kinetoplastea; Trypanosomatida; Trypanosomatidae.